CAAACACUUUACGCCUUUAUGGUGUGUAUAUAACUAUAUAUGCUCAUCCAAUUAAACGGGAAUGCGUAUAUAAUUGCUUCUAAUAGCCGCAGAACAGUGAGCUCCGUCCUCUAAACAAACACAACCUGCCAUGUUGAAAACUUUGAAUCCAUUUCAGAUGCGUCAACCGGCAUUUUUUCAUCGCAAACAAGCACCUACGGGGUCGGUAAACAAACACACUUCACGUUUGGAACCAGCACGUUUUUUUCCUUCAUUCUUUUUCUUCUUGGUGACCACUAUCUACUAAUUUUCUUUGUCAUUUUCAAGCUAAAAUAAAACCACUUCUCUCAUGAACCGUCCAAUAUAGGAAACCGUACUCAAAAAGAGAAAGAUUUUAGACCAUAGAACACCAAGAGUCCUCAAAGUUGUAGUCCCACACGCGUGGUUUUCAGUUUUCAAUGGUCAUCAUCUCAAUUUCCCACUAAAUUAAAUCUCCAUAAAUACAUAGCCCAAAAUCCCAUAACACUCACUCAAUCCUCUGUUACAUUUAACCACAUUCUCAUUCUUCCUUCAUCCUUCAAUUGUCCAUUUCUACUGCACCUGAAUUCUGCAUAGUGCAUGCAUGUACGCAUCAACCAUAAUGGCAUCAUCACUUACCUCUCUACCUUCCCCUUUCCUGCAACUAGAAUUUCCAUCAAAGAACACCAACAGACCUUACAAGUGCAACCACUCCAGUUUCUCAAUCAGAGCCUCUACCAAUGAGACACCAUCACUAUCAUCACCACCGUCCUCUGCUCCGGCAACCACCCCUCUUCCAAUGCGCAAAAUCCCCAGCGACUACGGCCUCCCCAUCAUCGGACCCGUCAAAGACCGCCUGGACUAUUUCUACAACCAAGGCCGCGACAAGUUCUUCCAAUCCCGCAUGCGAAAAUACAACUCCACCGUCUACCGCGUCAACAUGCCGCCGGGACCCUUCAUCUCCUCCAACCCAAAUGUCAUCGUAUUGCUCGACGGCAAAUCUUUCCCAACCCUCUUCGACGUCUCCAAAGUCGAGAAGCGAGACCUCUUCACCGGAACCUUCAUGCCCUCCACCGAGCUCACCGGCGGCUACCGCACCCUCUCGUACCUCGACCCCUCCGAAGAGAGGCACCACCAGCUCAAACGCCUCAUGUUCUUCCUCUUAAAAUCCAGAAUCAGCCAUGUCAUCCCGGAGUUCCAUUCCUCCUACACCGAACUCUUCAACACCUUGGAAAAUGACCUCGCCGAAAAGGGCAAAGCCAUUUUCGCAGACGUUAAUGACCAGGCAGCAUUCAACUUCCUGGCCAAAGCCCUUUACGGGACCCAUCCUUCCGAGACCCAUCUCGGAAGGGAUGGACCCAGCAUUAUCACGAAAUGGACUCUAUUCCAAAUAAGCCCAAUUCUCAAAUUGGGCUUACCAAAACUUAUAGAAGAAUCCAUCUUCCACACCUUUCGUCUCCCUCCUGCAUUAAUCAAGAAAGAUUACCAGAAACUCUACAACUUCUUCUACGAAUCGUCCGGCCCGUUGCUCGAUGAAGCUGUCCGUUUAGGCGUGUCCAGAGAAGAAGCAUGCCAUAAUCUCUUAUUCGCCACGUGCUUUAAUUCAUACGGAGGGAUUAGGGUUUUCUUCCCGAUCAUGCUGAAGUGGAUUGGUCGAGCAGGGGUGAAGCUUCACACAAGGUUAGCGGAGGAGAUAAGAUCAGCUGUUAGAACUCACGGCGGAGGGAAGGUGACAAUGGCGGCGAUAGAAGCAAUGCCGUUGUUGAAAUCAGUGGUGUACGAGGUGUUCCGGAUUGAGCCUCCGGUGGCGUUGCAAUACGGGAAGGCGAAGAGGGACUUGUUGAUCGAGAGCCAUGAUAAUGUGUUCCAAGUGAAGGAAGGUGAGAUGUUGUUUGGGUUUCAACCGUUUGCAACAAAGGAUCCGAAGAUUUUUGAUAGAGCUGAUGAGUUUGUGGGGGAUAGGUUUAUGGGUGAAGGUGAGAAGCUGUUGAAGCAUGUGUUGUGGUCGAAUGGGCCGGAGACGGAGAAACCAACCUUGGGGGACAAGCAGUGUGCCGGUAAGGAUUUGGGGAUGUUGUAUUCUAGGCUUCUGGUGGUGGAGCUGUUUUUGCGUUAUGAUUCGUUUGAUAUUCAAGUUGGGCCUUCGCCUAUAGGUCAUGCCAUUACAUUCACCUCUCUUAAGAGGGCAAGUUUUUAGAUUUAGAUUUUGGGCGCGAAUGAUGACAAAAAUUACAGAAUGAUCAAUGUCUUUGUAGUUAAAUAAUGUUAUCUAAGAAUCUCUUGACACAGAAAGAGUCAAAUAAAAAAUGAUGGGGGUGGGACUUGGGAGAGAGCUUUUUCGAUGGAAAUAAGAGAAGAAGAUGAUGGAGUGAUGUUUUGGAGCCAAGUUUAGUGGAUGGUGAUAAGUACCUUAUUUGCACGUGCCAAAAUAUGCAGAUAAUGAAUGUGAGGUCAGGGCACUAUGCCACUAACAUCUCUAACCUCACUUCUUUCACAUUCACUUACUUCUUUAUUCCAUUUAUAUUAUUCUUCAGAAUUUGUGUUCUUA
Molecule: messenger RNA, 2545 nt
Organism: Lotus japonicus
Lineage: Eukaryota; Viridiplantae; Streptophyta; Magnoliopsida; Fabales; Fabaceae
Product: allene oxide synthase 1, chloroplastic-like
Exons: 1
Coding region: 602-2194 (530 amino acids)
Biological process (GO): sterol metabolic process; jasmonic acid biosynthetic process
Cellular component (GO): chloroplast envelope; chloroplast thylakoid membrane
Molecular function (GO): monooxygenase activity; oxidoreductase activity, acting on paired donors, with incorporation or reduction of molecular oxygen; heme binding
Source: RefSeq, a predicted model, not a curated record